CACUUUCAUAGUUCGUUUCUUCUUUGUCUCUGUGAUCUUCUUCAUCUGUUUCUCCACUCACCAUUUUUCCUUCUUUUUUUAAAUUUAUCAUCACUUUCCUCUCUUUCCCAAUCCACCAAUCAACCAAUCUUCUCUCUGCAUCGUUCCUACCUCACAAACCCACAAACGAUAAAAUCCUACUAUCUCAAUGGAUCUGUGUGCUGUUCAUGUCAAGACCCUUUUCCACACCAAGAAUUCAAUCUUCCAUGGACCCAUUUCCUCCAAUUUUGGCAAGUCCGGGAUUUCAUUCAGAGCUGUUGAUGGACGGGAUUUCGAGAUCACGGUUUUGAGGCGAUGUAACGUCAAUCGCUCUUUUGUUGUCACUGCUUCUGGCAAGAAGAAUCAUGAUAACAACAACAAUAGCAGUUCCUCUUCUUCUGGUAAUGGUGAACAGUCUAUACCAGAAGGAGAUGGUAUUAGAGGCAAAAAUUCUUCUGAUGGUGAUAAACCAGAUAACAACCCUGAAAAAUGUCAUCAUACUAAUCUGGAUUGGCGCGAGUUCAGAGCAAAGCUGUUUAGAGAUGAGCUGAAAGAAAUAUCAGAUACUGACGCACACCAAGGUGGGACGUUGCACAAUUCCAAACCACUUGGAACAAAAUGGGCCCAUCCUAUUCCGGUACCGGAGACCGGCUGCGUACUUGUGGCUACCGAAAAGCUUGAUGGUGUUCGGACCUUUGAAAGAACUGUGGUUCUUCUCCUCAGAUCUGGAACUAGACACCCACAAGAAGGCCCUUUCGGAAUCGUCAUCAACCGUCCUCUUCACAAGAAAAUAAAACACAUGAAACCUACAAAUCAUGAUCUAUUAACCACCUUCUCUGAUUGUUCUCUGCAUUUUGGUGGACCUCUUGAGGCCAGCAUGUUUUUGUUAAAAACAGGGGAGAAGUCAAAGCUUCCAGGAUUGGAAGAGGUAAUUCCCGGGCUAUGUUUCGGAGCUCGAAACAGUUUGGAUAGUGCAGCAGCCCUUGUGAAGAAAGGGAUUCUCAGGCCCCAUGAUUGCAGUUUCUUUGUUGGUUAUGCUGGAUGGCAAAUGGAUCAGUUGAGAGAUGAGAUUGAGUCUAAUUAUUGGCAUGUAGCUGCAUGUAGCUCCAGUUUGCUAUGUGGGGCUUUGUCAGACCCUUCAGAAAGUUUGUGGGAGGAGAUUUUGCAGUUAAUGGGUGGUCAUUACUCGGAAUUGAGCCGGAAGCCAAAGCAAGACCAGUAGGUACUAAUAUAUAUGGUUUCAGAUUUAGAGACAUAUUGAAGCUAAGUGUACUGAGAGUUUCCUUUUAUGUCAAAUAAGUAGGUAAUUUAUCCUCCAGCCAUGCUUUAUAGUGUUUAUCACAAGAGGAAUCGUACUUUGUUGGGAUCAUGUAAUUAUGAUUGUUAAUAUAGUUUGAUAUAAGUAUGAGAUUAAGCUGUGGUAGUUGAAUUU
Lotus japonicus is the source of this 1450-nucleotide messenger RNA. RefSeq lists its product as uncharacterized. Bases 188 to 1240 code for a protein of 350 amino acids. The transcript is spliced from 3 exons. Lineage: Eukaryota; Viridiplantae; Streptophyta; Magnoliopsida; Fabales; Fabaceae. The record is from RefSeq and is a predicted model, not a curated record.